AUGCUCACAAAGUUCGAGUCUAAAAGCAACCGCGUUAAAGGUGUUGCUUUUCAUCCCAAGCGUCCUUGGAUUUUAGCUUCUCUUCACAACGGUUGCAUUCAGCUGUGGGAUUACCGUAUGGGCACAUUGCUCGAACGUUUCGAAGAGCAUGAUGGACCUGUAAGAGGCAUCUCUUUCCACCCUACUCAGCCUCUGUUCGUCUCUGGUGGUGAUGAUUACAAGAUCAAAGUAUGGAACUACAAAACUCGUCGCUGUCUCUUCACCUUGAACGGCCAUUUGGAUUAUGUGCGUACUGUGUUUUUCCACAAUGAAUUGCCUUGGAUUAUUUCAGCCUCUGAUGAUCAAACGAUUCGUAUUUGGAACUGGCAAUCGAGAGCUUGUAUUGCCAUCUUGACAGGCCAUAAUCACUAUGUCAUGUGCGCUCAGUUCCAUCCCAAGACUGACUUGAUUGUCUCUGCUUCUAUGGAUCAAACUGUCCGUGUAUGGGAUAUCACUGGCUUGCGCAAAAAGUCUCAAGCUCCUAGUGCCAUGACAAUGGAUGAUAUGGGAAGACCUGGACCUGGUGGCGAUAUGUUUGGCACAACUGAUGUGAUGGUCAAGUAUGUGUUGGAGGGUCAUGAUCAUGGUGUGAAUUGGGCUUCUUUCCAUCCCACGCUUCCAUUGAUCAUCUCUGCUGGUGAUGAUCGUCAAGUCAAGCUCUGGAGAAUGAAUGACACCAAGGCUUGGGAAGUGGAUAGUUGUCGUGGUCAUUACAACAAUGUCUCUAGCGCUAUUUUCCAUCCUCGCCAAGAUCUCAUCUUAUCUGACAGUGAAGACAAGACCAUUCGUGUGUGGGAUUUGACCAAGCGAACUGCUGUCGCCACGUUUAGAAGAGAUCACGAUCGUUUCUGGGUCUUGACAUCGCAUCCUGAACUCAAUCUGUUUGCUGCUGGUCACGAUAGUGGUUUGAUCGUCUUUAAGCUUGAACGCGAGCGUCCUGCUUUCCAGGUCCACAGCAAUGAGCUUUAUUAUAUCAAGCACAGUGUUUUGCAUAUCCAUGAUUUCCCUAGCACGGCUGACCAAGAGGUCAUGUCUGUUCGCAAACUAGGCUCCCAAUUUGUUGCGCCUCGCACCCUAUCCUACAAUCCUGCUGAAAGAGCUAUUUUGCUGACAUCGCCUUAUGAAGGUGGAUCUUAUGAGCUGUAUCGUCUUCCCAAGAACUUGGGCGGUACCCUGCAAGAACCUUCUGAUGAGUCCAUGAAAGGUGUUGGCCAUGCUGCUCUCUUUAUUGCUCGUAACCGUUUUGCCGUCUUUGACAAGACCAACCAAGUCAUUCAAAUCCGUGAUCUCCAAAACAAAGAAACCAAGUCUUUCAAGACGCCUGGUCAAGUUACUGACAUUUACUAUGCUGGCCCUGGCUCCCUCUUGAUGGCCACGCCUACCUCUGUCAUCCUCUUUGACAUUCAACAACGCCGUGUCAUUGCUGAAUUGACUGUCUCCAACGUCAAGUACAUUGUGUGGUCUACUGACAUGUCCAUGCUUGCUCUCUUGAGUAAGCACACUAUCACCAUUGCCACCAAGGACUUGAAGCAGACCAGUCAAAUCCACGAAACAAUCCGUAUCAAGAGUGCUACCUGGGACGAUUCUGGUGUCUUGAUCUACUGCACCUUGAACCACAUCAAGUACGCCUUGCCUCAAGGUGAUAAUGGCAUUGUGCGCACCUUGGAUCAACCCAUCUACUUGACUCGCAUCAAGGGAAAGAAGCUCUAUGCUCUGGAUCGUGAUGGUAAAGUCCGUGAAAUUGUCAUUGAUCCCACUGAAUACCGUUUCAAGUUGGCUCUUGUCAAGAAGCAAUAUGAGGAAGUCCUCCACAUCAUCCGUACCUCCAACUUGGUGGGUCAAUCUAUCAUUGCCUAUCUCCAAAAGAAGGGUUAUCCUGAAAUUGCCUUGCACUUUGUCAGAGACGACAAGACUCGCUUCGAACUCGCUCUUGAAUGUGGUAAUUUGGAUGUCGCUCUCGAGACUGCAAAGUCGAUGAAUAAGCCUGACUACUGGUCUAAGCUCGGUGCUGAAGCUUUGCGCCACGGUAACUACAAGAUUGUCGAACUCUCUUACCAACGCACCAAGAAGAUGGACAAGCUCUCGUUCUUGUAUCUCUUGGAAGGCAAUGAAACCAACUUGCGCAAGAUGCUCGAAAUUUCUCAGCUCCAAAAGGACCCCUUAAUGCGUUUCCAGAAUGCUGUCUAUCUUGGCGAUGUCGAAGAACGUAUUCGCUUGUUGCAAGACGUGGGUCAACUGCCUUUAGCUUACAUGACUGCAAAGACACAUGGUUUGACUGAACAAGCCGAAGCUAUCUUGGCUGCUGCUGGUAAAACGGAGGCCGACAUUGAAUUGCCUGAAAUGCCUGAUCAAUUACCCUCACCUCCCAAACCUGUCACUCAACUGGAAGAUCCCAACUGGCCCUUGUUGACCGUGUCCAAGAGUUUCUUUGAAGGUGCCUUUGUGCAACAACAACAACAACAACAAUCACAAAAGCCUGGUGCUCCUAUCAGCGCUCCUAGUUUCAACUAUGACGAUCAAAUCGACAACAUUGAAGAAGCUGGUGGUGAUUGGGGAGAUGAUGACGAUCUCGGUAUUGCCUCUUCUUCCAAGCCUGCUUUGGAUAAUGAUCUAUUGGGUACACCCAACGACAAUGAAUUUGAGGAUGAUGGCUUGAACGGCGAUGGUGGUUGGGAUGACGAUGAUGAUAUCAAGGCUGAAUUGGACGCUGAAAUGGGCCAUGUCGCUGCCAAGGAAACUGCUGAAUUCGUUGCUCCUGCAGAAGGCGUUAAUGAAAACGCUGUGUGGGCUCAGAAUUCGGGUAUCGCUGCUGAUCACAUUGCUGCUGGCUCAUUUGAAACUGCCAUGCAAAUCCUCAAUCGUCAAAAGGGCAUCGUCAAAUUUGAACCUCUCAAGUCUCACUUCUUGGCCAUCUACCAAGCUGCUCAUGUCUCUGUCGCUGGUGUUGCUAGCACCCCUAGCGUCACUUACAACUUGCGUCGUAAUCCUGAAGCCUCAAAUCCUCGCAGCACAUUGCCUGUGGCUGUUUACAAUUUCCAAACCAUCGUCACUACACAACUUCAAAUGGCUUACCGUCUCUUUACCUCUGGUAAAUUGGUUGCAGCUGCUCAACACUUUAAAUUACUAUUGCACUCUGUCCUGUUCACAGUGACAGCCAACGAUGGUGAAGCAAAUGAGUUGGUUCAGUUGGUCGAUAUCUGCCGUGAGUACCUCCUGGGCUUGUCAAUGGAACAAAAGCGUAGAUCAAUUACUGGCCAAACACCCGAAGAUAUGAAGCGUGCUCUUGAAUUGGCUGCUUACUUUGCACACUGUCAGUUGCAAACGCCACACAUGCAGCUGGCUUUACGUCAAGCUACGAAGCAAGCCUUUAGAGCAAAGAAUUUCAGCACAGCAUCACAAUUUGCUUCAAGACUACUUGAACUUGCUCCACCUAGAACUGUUGCUGAUGAGGCUCGCAAGAUCCAGUCUGUUUGUGAGCGCACUUUACAUGACGAACUCGCUUUUGACUAUGAUCAAUACAACCCCUUCGACGUUUGUGCGGCAAGUUUUGAGCCGAUUUAUCGUGGUUCUCCCAAGGUAGAAUGUUGUUACUGUAAGGCUUCUUAUAAGCCAGAGUUUGAAGGAAAAGCUUGUAACAUUUGCGAGGUUGCAAAGAUUGGUGGAAACUAA
This is a messenger RNA of Mucor velutinosus, 3708 nucleotides long. RefSeq lists its product as uncharacterized. Gene Ontology annotation, cellular component: COPI vesicle coat. The record is from RefSeq and is a predicted model, not a curated record. Gene Ontology annotation, molecular function: structural molecule activity; protein binding. NCBI's taxonomy places the organism in Eukaryota, Fungi, Mucoromycota, Mucoromycetes, Mucorales, Mucoraceae. Gene Ontology annotation, biological process: endoplasmic reticulum to Golgi vesicle-mediated transport; intracellular protein transport; retrograde vesicle-mediated transport, Golgi to endoplasmic reticulum. The transcript has 6 exons. Bases 1 to 3708 code for a protein of 1235 amino acids.